GCCUGGAAACUUGUCCAGCUGCAUCAAGGGAGAUGAAGGAUCUGAUCUGGGCAGCCGUCUGAGUUUUCGUUCCAUUGUGUGUUGCGCUAAGUUUUUUUUAUUGGGAGAUGCUCUGUGCUGAAUUUCACAGGGGUUGGCUUGCCAGCAGGAAACAACUUGCCGGUGAUGACUGUCUCCCAGGAGAACUGAGGUUUAGAAAUUCAUGGAAGAAUCCAGGACAGCAGCCACCCCCUCAUCCAUCUUCUGUGCUGUCCUGAUUAGCUUGGAGUAGUUAGACACCUCUUCUGGGUAGCACUACUCCUGAUUCCUUGGACAGGAACCUGUGUGCCAAGAAGCCCAACAGAGUCAGUGGAAAGCAAGGCUGACAGUUGGUUUUCAUGAGACUGUCAUGUAUAGGAGGUGCCUUCUCAAUCGUCCGGAGAUGCGUGAAGGUGCUGGCGGGACAGGAGUACGCAGCCAAGAUCAUAAACACCAAGAAGCUCACUGCCAGAGAUCACCAGAAGCUGGAGCGAGAGGCUCGGAUCUGCCGUCUUCUGAAGCAUCCAAAUAUAGUGAGGCUGCAUGACAGCAUCUCCGAGGAGGGCCACCACUACCUGAUAUUUGACCUUGUCACAGGUGGGGAGCUGUUCGAGGACAUUGUGGCCAGAGAAUACUACAGUGAAGCAGAUGCCAGUCACUGCAUUCAGCAGAUCCUGGAAGCUGUUCUGCAUUGCCACCAGAUGGGUGUGGUGCACCGGGACCUAAAGCCGGAGAACCUGCUGCUAGCAUCCAAACUGAAGGGAGCUGCAGUCAAGCUGGCAGACUUCGGCCUAGCCAUUGAGGUGGAAGCGGAUCAGCAGGCUUGGUUUGGUUUCGCAGGCACACCAGGGUACCUUUCUCCAGAAGUGCUCCGGAAGGAUCCCUAUGGCAAAGCUGUGGACCUCUGGGCGUGUGGAGUCAUUCUCUAUAUUCUGUUGGUUGGGUAUCCUCCCUUUUGGGAUGAGGAUCAACACCGACUCUACCAGCAGAUCAAAGCCGGGGCCUAUGAUUUCCCUUCACCCGAGUGGGAUACUGUCACUCCUGAAGCAAAAGACCUCAUCAACAAGAUGUUAACGAUCAACCCAUCCAAGCGUAUCACGGCAGCAGAGGCUCUGAAGCAUCCAUGGAUAUCGCACCGCUCCACUGUGGCGUCAUGCAUGCACAGACAAGAGACAGUGGACUGCCUGAAGAAGUUCAAUGCCAGAAGAAAGCUAAAGGGAGCUAUUCUCACUACGAUGCUGGCAACCCGGAACUUCUCUGGAGGGAAAAGUGGAGGCAACAAGAAGAAUGACGGCGUGAAGAAAAGAAAGUCCAGUUCCAGCGUUCAGUUAAUGGAGUCUUCGGAGAGCACUAACACCACUAUUGAAGAUGAAGACACCAAAGUACGAAAACAAGAAAUUAUUAAAGUAACAGAGCAACUGAUUGAAGCAAUAAGCAACGGAGACUUUGAGUCCUACACGAAGAUGUGUGAUCCUGGAAUGACUGCCUUUGAGCCCGAGGCCUUGGGGAACCUGGUGGAAGGACUGGAGUUCCAUCGAUUCUACUUUGAAAACUUGUGGUCCAGGAACAGCAAGCCGGUGCACACCACCAUCCUGAACCCACACAUCCACCUGAUGGGAGACGAGUCGGCCUGCAUCGCCUAUAUCCGCAUCACACAGUACGUCGAUGCAGGUGGCAUCCCACGCACUGCCCAGUCUGAGGAGACCCGCAUCUGGCACCGCCGAGAUGGCAAAUGGCAAAUCGUUCACUUCCACAGAUCUGGAGCACCUUCCGUUCUACCACACUGAAGCGUUUGCCGCUUGGGCCAGGUUUGUCACUUCCUGACUGCGAAGGGAAUACCCACCCCCCUCCUUCACAUAUGGAACUUGGCUGCUGGGUCUACUGCUUGGCUCUUGCUGGAAUUCCUCCUACCCACCUGGCUCCUCACCAAAAACAAACAAAGGAUAACCAGGCCCGAACGAGCUUCGAAUUGACUUCUCUCUCUCUCUCUCUCUCUCUCUCUCUCUCUCUCUCUCUCUCUCCCUCCUCCCACUCACCCCCAUACUGUCACCCUUGGGCGCAGCAAGCUCUGUCAGGGCCUGUGCACAGGUCCCACUGCUUCUGCAUGACACCAUCCGUGGUAAGACAAUUAAAAAUAAGUGGCCAACACACAGAACGUGUCUGAGGCGAAGGCCUCCACCUGCCACUUCUCCAGAACUCACAGAUCCACACGCAUCCUCCCUCACAGAUCAGUGCGUUUCUCAUAGGACGGGAUAGGACUCCUAUUCCACCUCCGUCCUCACCUCUGCCUGGGAGUCUCUGAGGACCAAGGCAAAAGGGUGGAGCGUGAAGGGAGUUUCAAGCUACUUUGGGCUGACCAAGGUCUGGGGCCACCUCCUCUCAGCACCAAUGGAUUUUGCCUUAUUGGUGUCUAGGUACCUAGUCUGAUGCCCUUGACCUUGGUAUGUCCCCCACACCGCUCCCCCUCAGGGCUCCUGCCCUCCCAGUUCUUCUUUGCAGUGACAGCUGAAGGACAUCUGCUUAAAUUCUUUCACUAUCCUACUCACCUGCUACUCUAGGGCGAGUAGGGUUUUAUUGUGACGGGUGAGUAAAAUAUAUCCUUUGUUUCUCUUCCUAGAAACAGCUGGGCCGGCAAUUAGCGUGCAAACUCACUGGACUGGGCAGGGUUGUAUGCAUGGCCCAGUGAAUUCUCAUGCUAAUUUUGACCAUGCUGGUCAAAUGUGAACAUUUUCCUUUCUUUCUCCCUUCUCCCUUUGGAGCGGGGCUUAGAGAUGCUGGGAAAAGAGAGUGAGAGAUUAAGAAAACAAUUUCAAGUUGAGAGAUCAGCUGUCUGUGCAGAGGGCCGUGAUAGUGAUAGCCAUGGUUAUGGGUUAGGUGUGGUAGCUGGCUCUUCUUCCGCAAGCAUUAUUCAUCUAUUUCUGACUCAGUGAUAGGAACUGUUUCACCAUCAUCCAACACAUUGCAGGUGGUCUUCUUUACCCCCAGCCAACUUAAGAGACCAGCUCCAAAUAUCUAGUGUUGAAUCUACCCCUUUGCCCCCCAUAUUCCUCUUUCAAUCUGCCCUCCAAGACUCAAUUUUCUCUUCAUUUUUAAAGGCCACCCAAAACCAGGAACCAAAACCCUUCCCCAUUAAUCAGCUUCAGGAAAUUCACAGUAUUGACAAAACUGGUGCUUAAGGAAAUAGAGCCGGCUGUUCAUUUGAGAGAGAAAAAUAAACCGACCACAUGACACCUUCCAGCAAAGAUAGCGAAUGUAAACUUUAGUAAUAAAACUUUGAGGAAUCCGAUUAUGCUUCUAAGAAACAAACAAGACUUUAGCUAUCUCUUCUACUUUGAACGCAUGCCUUUUUAUAGGAAAAAGAAACCUACUGUGUAUUUCGUAAAUUGAUUUCGAGUAUUUGCUGGAACUUUAUGUAAUAACUAGAAAUAUUGAACGUUUGGGGGGGUGGGAAUUUUGGGGGAGUUGCUGGAUUUUGGGAGGUUGUUUUUGUUUUGUUUACAUGUGGGAGUGGCUUGGCAACAAAGCGAUGGUCUUAAUGAAGGUGGUCCCAAGAGGGCAGGGUGGGGAAAGUUCCAUUGCUGGUUUUCUUGUGAACCACGUUGAGCCCCUUAAGACGCAUGGGACUCGUGGUAACGUGGUCGUUUCUAUUGGCAAUGGAAAUGUUUGAAUGUCAGAGGUGCCCAUUUGAAUGGAGACAACUGGACAGUGAGGCAUUCCUGGGCUGAAGUUGCAGGUUCCGCAAGGAGAGUGAUCAUCUGCAAGGGACAUCUGAGGCAACUGGCAGGAAUACAGCAGGCAUGGGUCAUUUCUGAGCCUGUGCAUUUUCUUGAACGAUAAACAACCAUCCAGUCGUUCUUCCGGCGCCACCGUUCUGUCAGUCUCAUGACAUCGGGAGGGACUGGAAAGACGUCUGUUUUUGGCAGAGGUAGGAGAGGCGUGAUCUGGUUAUUUUUUGGUAAUCUUUCCAUUUCCUGUUCUCUUUUUUUCCAACUGCAACUUCUUUACUCUUUGAUGUUAAGUUACUGCAGUGCACUUGCGCUGCCCGGGGACUUUCUAACUGCACUUUCUUCAUUUGCAUGACGUUUAACUUUAUAGACGGUGCGUGUAUUUAGAAACAAACAAACAAAGAUGCUUGUUUUGGACAAAAAAACCCAGUGUAUUCUCAAUGUAAAUUCUGAAUGGUGUAUUUUGCCUUUUCUGUGCUUUCCAGUGCUUAGCUCACCAUCAAAGCAGGACAACCGCCUGCUGAAACACAGCCAUGUUUGCAAAGUGCGAAAAUAUUUUCUCGUUGGACGUGAGGGGAAGAAAUCCAAGCAGCCAGGGCAUUUGACAAGCGUCAGGAGGCAUGUUCUGUGAGAUUCCACUGACCCCAUCAUGAGCUCAUUGUGUGGAAUGGGCACUGAAUGUGCCUUUUUAGGGACAUAUCAGCCAGAUUCUUUGCUGGUAGAAAUCAGUGUCGGUCCAUGAAACUCAAUGGACCUAUGCUGAUUUACAAGGGAGCAACACUGACUCACACCGGCAGAGACUCUGGCCCAGAAUCUUCUCUUAAACAGGCACUCUCAUGCUGGGGAGAGGAUCAUUCUUUUAGGGUUGCUUUAUCACAGCGUUUUUUUCUUCCUGUGUUUGCUUAGUGCCAAAGCUAUUUGUGUCUAAAUGAGGGCGUUGGCUCCUUCACAGCUUACUAUGCUCCUCUAGAACCUACCAUGAAGCCAACUCGGAUGAGGUGUCUCAUCCACCUAUUAAUCACCAUGCCAUCUGGGCAUUGGCUGUAUUUUGGAUGUUGUGAACAUUCCCAGGGCGCUGGCCGGAUCGUGAUUUAAUUGCAGGAUCAGCCAUUAAGGCUGCAGCUGUGCUAUCAAGUUCCAGCAUGGUAAUCGGCCCCCGGUGUAACUCCACCAGUGGAGGCUGUAGUUUGAGUCCAGCCUGCACAUAUAGCUUCUACCUUUGUGACUGAUGGUGGAGCUGCACCCGUGGUGAGUUCUGACCGUAAAGAGCAGCUGGACUGGACAGACGGGAGGAGGUAGGGUGACCAGACCUCCUGAUAUUAGGGGCUUUGUCUUAUAUACGCAACUGUACCCAUCCCCUCUCCCCUAAAAAGUGUCCUGAUUUUUCCCCCUUGCUCUCUGGUCCCCCUAGGGGGAGAGGGUGCUGGAGGCCGGGCUUAGAACACAAAUACCUCUGAGACCAUGGAGAGGCGCUCAGAAGAACGUUGACCUUUGUGCAGAAGUGUUCUCCUUUCACGAUAUGAGAGCCUCCUUUGAAGGGACGAAGCUGAUUGGAUGCCAUGGUAACACUCACCUCUGCUGCUAGGGCUGAACAGCCACACCCACCUAGACUCCACCCAUUUCUGCACCCAGUUUGGCUUUGCUUCCAGCAUGGUUAUAGCCUGACUUCUUAGAAGUGAGUGGUCCCUCUUCGGACUGUUUCCCCAUGGAUUUCUUUCUCAGGGGAAGGCUCAUCCUCUAUCAUGGGCUGGAUGGAAGUCAUACCACACCCACAAGACUUUAUUAAUAAUAAUAAUGAGCCACCUGAGCAUUUCCAAGUGAAGCAGGUUCCUUGCAGAGGCUGGGACUUUGGCUCUUUUUCGUCUUCCAGGAAAGAAGAAUCCUGACAAGGAAGAGGCGCUCCAGCCGUUCACAUCCUGCCCACCCCGUCUGCUUUUAGCACCCGCACUUUAGGGCUCUGCUACCACAAACGGAUUGUUGUGCCCUGGUCUCCAUCCCCAGCUUGGCCCUGGACACCUAGCACACGUGUCUGCGCAGGUCUUUGAGUAAACAUUGACACGGUACUAAGCUGCAGCCUUCCUUUUGCAGCCGUAUCAAAAUUCCUUUAUCCCUGGUCAGCUCCUGGAUUCCAUGGUCUUCCCUAAACUCUCCAAUUCCUCCGAGACAAAGCACCCUCUGUCACAGCAGACUGGCUCUUCUUUGGCUUCCAGAACAAAGGGCACUGUCUCUCCCCCAGUAGCCCAGUCCUUGAGGCCAAGCCACACUCAGUCACCCUCCUACUUCCCCAUCUGUCACAGGAGACCACAAGCAACAGCUGCGGUGAGAGCAUUUGCUGCUGUGGUUUCUGCUUUGUAGGCUGGAGGUGGUGGUGGCGGCAAUUCCCUUCUGACCCUCGGAAAGCUGCCAGCCUGUCUGCAGCAGCAUCUCUCAUGUCCUCGCUGUUGCAUCAAUCCUCAGCCUGGAAAGAGACAGGCGACUUUAGCCCCUUCCCACCCUCAUUGCCACCCGUCUAUGGAUAGCUCUGCUCUGAAGGGUGGAAAACACCCGAUCCCCUGCGACCUGUCCUACAGGCGGUAACACUACAGCAUCCCAUCAAUUUCAGUCACAAGUGCAAUGCAGUGAUGGUAUCACGGCACAGUCCAGCGUAAACCUGCCUGUCCAUAAGCCGCACUAAUGGUAUCAGGCCUUCUGAUGUCUUUGGAGCAGCUUAGGUUUGUAGCUUUCUAUGUCACUGAAAGAAAAUGGCCUGUAUUAAACCCCUGUGCAUCUCGUGCCUCGAGUAUAAAGGCUUUGUGGUCUAUGGAGACCUACAUGGUUAAAAAGUCGCCUCCCUGGUAAUUUACCCUGUAGGUUAUUGUGAGGACAUUUCAGGCUCUCUUUUCUACAGCAGAAGACAAUCACGCUGCCCAGUAUGAUGAGCAAGGAACCAGACCUUGACUCCAAACCCACCAUGACCAUCACCUAGUGUAGCAUCACUAGGGAACUGGACAGGUCAGCAAGCAGGCAUAGGCUAGCGGCCCAUCCUCGAGUUUCCAGGAUGGCUCUGCAGUGGCUCUGUGGCAGUCCAGCUGAUGCAAAUCCUCAUUGAUCAGGUGUUGAAGACAAAGGUAACGCUAUAUCUAAUGUUUGCAGUGGGGCACCAUGACCACAGUGUCUGUGGAGGAUGUUGACAUUGUAUCUUUAAGACAGUCCUGAUGUAGUCCUGUGCCCCAGGAGUAGCUUUCCCCUGAGGACAGCAAAGAUGCAGAAGACCAUGCAGUUCGCUCCCACGGACACCCCAGGAAUAUGAUUAACCCUCGUUUCUAGCCCAGAGAAACACAUCUGUUGGUGUUUAUGGCCAUGUUGGGGGCAUAUUCCCUUGGGCAUGCUCAGCUGGGUUUUCAGGAAGUUCUUUGGAGGUAUAUGCCUACAUUCCAGGAGCUUUGGAUCCACCCUCAGAUUGCCUGGCUGGGGAUCAGGGGAAAGAGAUUUUCCAGGAUCCUCAGAAGGUAAACACUCUUGGUGUGAACCCCAAUUAACCCUUCACAGACACAACAGCCGUGGUGAAGUGCAAAGAAUAAGUGGUCACAUCUUUACACACUGUUUAUAAAGGGUUAACAAAUGACCACGGCCAGCAUAAGCAUCACAGACGCGAGCAAUAGAUGCCAUAGAAGGUUGUAGGCACUUCCUCAGAAGAGGUUAUUGAUGCUUUAAAGCUACCGCUUGGAUUCUACAAUUGAUGAACCAUGUAUUAAAACAUCUUCUAACACUUUAUAGUCUAUCGAUACAGGGAACCUUAAUAUAAAGUGUAACAAAAACACCUUCCUUGCCGUGGAUGGAGCCUGGAAUGAAGGACCUGCUGUCUGUCCCCGCUCCCAUUCAGUGCCAUCGGGGACCCGGGUGGUCACAGACCUUCCCCGUAGACCCACCUGGCUCCCCUCCCUCGGCUGAGCUGCCUUCCUUCUCCUCAGUUCUCGCACGGCUGUGAACCAUCCACCCUUUUUGUAACCGUGACACCAGUGAGGGAGGGCGGGGGUUCCGGGGAAGCGGGGUGUUGUUUAUUGACUUGUUUCUUUUGGAUUGUUGUUACUUUUUUCUAACUGUUGCACAAUUUUAGGGCUUUUGUAACAUUUUUGGAACAAGCAGGGAAAAUGUUAACAGUGGUUUAAAAACUAUAAUGAG
Molecule: messenger RNA, 7904 nt
Organism: Gopherus evgoodei (Goodes thornscrub tortoise)
Lineage: Eukaryota; Metazoa; Chordata; Testudines; Testudinidae
Gene: CAMK2A
Product: calcium/calmodulin dependent protein kinase II alpha
Exons: 19
Coding region: 378-1805 (475 amino acids)
Biological process (GO): protein phosphorylation
Cellular component (GO): neuron projection; cytoplasm
Molecular function (GO): calcium/calmodulin-dependent protein kinase activity; calmodulin binding; ATP binding
Source: RefSeq, a predicted model, not a curated record